UCGUCCCCAGUACCUUCCCGGAGGGCGACGUGGGGUGGGACCAGUGGCCUUGCAACUCGAUCUGAGCCCUAGUUAAAAAUACCCUUGCCCUGCCCUCCCUUUGGCUGGCCGUGCCCUUCUGUCCCAGCCCAACCCUCCUCACCCCGACAGGCGCCCGGCCCCUCCCGGGGGACAACUCUGCCUUUUAACAAUUUGUCCUCUCGCAGAGUUGGCUCAGAGCCCGAAGAGAAAGGGAGGGACCGAGGGACACCCUGAGCAUGAGGAUGGCAGAGGAGCUCAUCACAGCUGUGUACUGCACUGGGGUAUCAGCCCAAGUGCAAAAGCAACGGGCCAAGGAGCUGGGCUUGGGCCGCCAUGAAAAUGCCAUCAAGUACCUGGGCCAGGAUUAUGAAAAGCUGCGGGCAAAAUGCCUGCAGAAUGGGGUCCUCUUCCAAGAUGAAGCUUUCCCUCCCGUGACUCACAGCCUGGGCUACAAAGAACUGGGUCCCAAUUCCUCUAAAACAUACGGCAUCAAAUGGAAGCGUCCUACGGAGCUGCUGUCAAACCCCCAAUUCAUCGUGGAUGGAGCCACCCGAACAGAUGUCUGCCAGGGAUCACUGGGGGACUGCUGGCUCCUGGCUGCCAUUGCCUCUCUCACUCUUAACAAGCCCCUUCUGCACCGAGUGGUUCCCCAUGGCCAGAGCUUCCAGGAUGGAUACGCCGGCAUCUUUCAUUUCCAGCUGUGGCAGUUUGGAGAGUGGAUAGAUGUGGUCGUGGAUGACUUGCUGCCCACCAAGAAUGGGGAGUUGGUGUUCGUGCAUUCUGCCCAGGGCAAUGAGUUCUGGAGCGCCCUGCUUGAGAAGGCCUAUGCCAAGGUGAACAGCAGCUAUGAGGCCCUUUCAGGAGGCACCACCUCAGAGGCCUUUGAAGACUUUACUGGUGGGGUCACCGAGUGGUACGAUCUGCACAAAGCACCCAGAGACCUCUACCAGAUUAUUCUAAAGGCCCUGGAACGAGGCUCCUUGCUGGGUUGUUCUAUUGACAUCACCAGUAUCAUGGAUAUGGAGGCUACUACCCUUAAGAACCUGGUGAAGGGCCAUGCAUACUCUGUGACAGGUGCCAAUAAGGUGAAUUACCAGGGCCAGCAGGUGAGCCUAAUCCGAAUGCGGAAUCCCUGGGGCACAGUGGAAUGGAAAGGAGCCUGGAGUGAUAGCUCCUCAGAGUGGAACAGAGUGGACCCCUAUGACAGAGAGCAGCUGAGGGUCAAAAUGGAUGAUGGGGAGUUCUGGAUGUCAUUCCAAGACUUCUUACGUGAGUUCACCAGACUGGAGAUCUGCAACCUCACACCCGAUGCCCUUAAGAGCAGCACCCUCCGGAACUGGAAUACUACACUUUAUGAGGGCAGCUGGCGCCGGGGAAGCACCGCUGGGGGCUGCAGGAACUACCCAGCUACCUUCUGGGUGAACCCCCAGUUCAAGAUCCGGUUGGAGGAGGUGGACGAUGAAGACGACUAUGACAGUCGCGAGUCAGGCUGCAGCUUCUUGUUGGCCCUCAUGCAGAAGCACCGCCGCAGGGAGCGUCGCUUUGGCAGAGACAUGGAGACCAUUGGUUUUGCAGUAUACGAGGUCCCACGGGAGCUGGUGGGUCAGCCUGUGCACUUGAAGCGUGAUUACUUCCUGGCCAAUUCUUCUCGGGCACGCACAGAGUCCUUCAUCAACCUUCGUGAAGUCAGCAACCGUGUCCGCCUGCCACCAGGGGAGUAUAUAGUAGUGCCCUCCACCUUCGAGCCCAACAGAGAGGCUGACUUUGUGCUGCGUUUCUUCUCAGAGAAGGGUGCUGCGACCCAGGAGCUAGAUGACCAGAUCCAGGCCAACCUCCCUGAUGAGGAAGUGCUCUCUGAAGAGGAGAUCGAUGAUACCUUCAAAACCUUGUUCAGGAAGCUGGCAGGGGAGGACAUGGAGAUCAGCGUCAAGGAGUUGCAGACCAUCUUGAACAGGAUCAUUAGCAAACACAAAGACCUGCGGACCGAUGGCUUCAGCCUGGAGUCAUGCCGCAGCAUGGUGAACCUCAUGGACCGUGAUGGUAACGGGAAGCUGGGCCUGGUGGAAUUCAACAUCCUGUGGAACCGAAUCCGAAAUUACCUGACCAUUUUCCGGAAGUUUGACCUGGACAAGUCUGGCAGCAUGAGUGCCUACGAGAUGAGGAUGGCCAUUGAGGCUGCAGGCUUCAAGCUUAACAAGAAGCUGCAUGAACUCAUCAUCACCCGCUACUCAGAGCCCGACCUGGCCGUGGAUUUCGACAACUUUGUCUGUUGCCUCGUACGACUGGAGACCAUGUUCCGGUUUUUCAAAGCUCUGGACACAGACCUGGAUGGUGUUGUUACCUUUGAUCUAUUUAAGUGGUUACAGCUGACUAUGUUUGCAUGAAGUUUGGAUUCAACUCCCA
Messenger RNA from Phodopus roborovskii (desert hamster), 2424 nucleotides. RefSeq names its product calpain 1 (gene Capn1). Bases 258 to 2405 code for a protein of 715 amino acids. The record is from RefSeq and is a predicted model, not a curated record. Gene Ontology annotation, molecular function: calcium ion binding; calcium-dependent cysteine-type endopeptidase activity. The transcript has 22 exons. Gene Ontology annotation, biological process: proteolysis. Gene Ontology annotation, cellular component: cytoplasm. NCBI's taxonomy places the organism in Eukaryota, Metazoa, Chordata, Mammalia, Rodentia, Cricetidae.